Molecule: messenger RNA, 2003 nt
Organism: Haliaeetus leucocephalus (bald eagle)
Lineage: Eukaryota; Metazoa; Chordata; Aves; Accipitriformes; Accipitridae
Gene: HS6ST2
Product: heparan sulfate 6-O-sulfotransferase 2
Exons: 2
Cellular component (GO): membrane
Molecular function (GO): heparan sulfate 6-sulfotransferase activity
Source: RefSeq, a predicted model, not a curated record
GUGGACUUCAACAUCAAGGGGGACGACCUGAUCGUCUUCCUGCACAUCCAGAAGACGGGCGGCACCACCUUCGGCCGGCACCUGGUCCGCAACAUCCAGCUGGAGCAGCCCUGCGAGUGCCGCGCCGGGCAGAAGAAGUGCACCUGCCACCGGCCCGGCAAGCGGGAGACCUGGCUCUUCUCCCGCUUCUCCACCGGCUGGAGCUGCGGGCUGCACGCCGACUGGACCGAGCUCACCAACUGCGUCCCCUCCGUGGUGGACAGCAAGAAGGAGGUGCGGCUCCGGCCCUCCAGGAAUUUCUACUACAUCACCAUCCUGCGUGACCCCGUCUCCCGCUACCUGAGCGAAUGGCGCCACGUCCAGCGGGGAGCGACGUGGAAGGCGUCCCUGCACGUCUGCGACGGCCGGUCCCCGACCACCGAGGAGCUGCCCAGCUGCUACACGGGGGACGACUGGUCGGGCUGUUCCCUGCAGGAGUUCAUGGAUUGCCCCUACAACCUCGCCAACAACCGCCAGGUCCGCAUGCUCUCCGACCUCAGCCUGGUGGGAUGCUACAACCUGUCGGUCAUGCCCGAGGAGCAGAGAAAUAAGGUUCUGCUGGACAGUGCCAAGGAGAACCUGAAGCGCAUGGCCUUCUUCGGCCUGACCGAGUUUCAGCGUAAGACUCAGUAUCUCUUCGAGAAGACUUUCAACAUGAACUUCAUCUCGCCGUUCACGCAGUACAAUAGCACAAGGGCCUCCAGCGUGGAGAUAGACGAGCAGACUCAGCAGCGCAUCGAGGCCCUCAAUUUUUUAGACGUGGAGUUGUACGAUUAUGCAAAAGACCUGUUUUUGCAGCGGUACCAGUACAUGCGGCAGAAGGAGCACCAGGAGGCGCGGCGGAAACGCCAGGAGCAGCGCAAGAUCCUGAGGGCGAAGCAAGCGCGCCUGAGAGAGCAGGGCGAGAACAGCUCCAGCACUGACUACAUAGGGAACGUGGAGCGGUGGCGGCGGUAGUGCGGGGGGGCUCGCCGGACACCAAAAACCGAAGCAGAACCCAACCCCACCCGCAAAUUGGAGACACCGGAGCAGCCCAAACAAAUCACGCUUCUCAAGGGUUUGAAGCAAAAAGAGGUUAAGAUGUUGCCUUUGCAGUUGCCUUUGCAGUAAAUGUUGUACUGUACGUGGAACGCUUAAUCUUAGCGUGUAAUUAAAUUGUCCUUUUUAGGUUUGUUGGAUUAUUUAUGAAAUACGGGAGCCAAGUAGGCUCAUCGGAAAUGGUUGCUUGGACGUUUAUUUAAAAGAAAAGAAAAAAAAAAAAUCCGUAAAUUAGUUAUGAGUACGAAAUGGGAUGCUGGAAAAUGUUUAUGAUGCUCGGCUGAAAUCUGUCUGGGAAGCAAACUCAUUUCCUAAUAAUGAGCAUUUAGCAUACUGUCACAAUACAGUGUAUGAGCAAAACCUUUUCCCUUUGAUUUUAUCUUAAUUUUAUUUUAAUUAUACGUUUUCAAGGGCACCAACUGCUUAUGGUAUUUACCAAGUUAAUGAAUGGACGAUGAAGGGAACAAUAAAGGUCUAGAAAAAAUAUUGACUAGUUUUAUGUAUAAUAUUGGCUUUUAAAAGGAAUAGAAGUAAUUUCUCUAGUUAUAUAAAUAUUUAAAAUUUUAAACUUUUUCUACCUACUGCUGUUUAGAGUUUUAAGCUUGGUCUAUCUCAUAUUAAAAAAAAAGAAAAAAAAAAAAAGACAUACGUACUUUUCUGAACUCAAUGCCAAUGUUAUAGACACUGUUUCCAGAAUUUUUCAGGGCAGUAUGAUUUUAACCAUUCUGGAAAAGUUACAGCACAUCUUCAUGUUUCAUAAAGCCUUUUCCAAAUUAUAGUCCUGUGACAGUGUCUAAUUUUAAGUCUUUCUUACCCAUUAGAAUACAGAAUGCUGAAUUUAUCAUUCCUUAAUAAUUGGUGGUAUAAACUAGAUGAAAUUAUGUUGCAGAUAUUUGUGUAGUGUCUUUAAAAAGUCAUAAAACUCU